This is a messenger RNA of Elephantulus edwardii (Cape elephant shrew), 654 nucleotides long. It is a transcript of the gene MS4A7, whose product is annotated as membrane-spanning 4-domains, subfamily A, member 7. The coding region runs from base 1 to 654 and encodes 217 amino acids. The record is from RefSeq and is a predicted model, not a curated record. Gene Ontology annotation, cellular component: plasma membrane; trans-Golgi network. Gene Ontology annotation, biological process: cell surface receptor signaling pathway. The transcript has 6 exons. Lineage: Eukaryota; Metazoa; Chordata; Mammalia; Macroscelidea; Macroscelididae.
AUGAAGGAGCUCGUUAGCCUCUUCACUCCCAAGGACAGAAUUAUUCUCCAGAGAGAGAAACCUGGAUACACUUCUCAGAAAGACGAUACCCUGAAGAAUGACUUGCAAAAGGAGGCCACAGUUCUGGGCACUAUUCAGAUCCUGUCCUGCAUGAUGAUUUCCAGCUUGGGGGCAGUUUUGGGUUUUGCUCCCUACUUUUUCCACUUCAUUCCAGAAGUUUCUGGCAUCUUCAUGUCUGGAUACUCAUUUGUAGGGUCUCUGUGUUUUGCCAUUACGGGAUCGCUCUCAAUUAUCUCUGGGAGAAUAUCAACUAAGUCUUUUGCGCUGAGCAGCCUGACCUCAAAUGCAGUGAGCUCUAUGGUCUCGGGAGCAGGUCUCAUCCUCCUUGCUGACAACCUGGUAACCCUGUGGACAGCCUCUCAGCCAUGCGAUCCAGAAGAGGCCUAUCUGUCUUCAUUGCCUUAUUCAAACUACUAUGAUUCGACAUAUGAGACCAAGGACUGUCUUCUGGCCAGUACCAGUCUAAUAGGCGUGCUGGCAGUGAUGCUUGUGUUCUCUGUGCUGGAACUCUUACUAGCCGUGUAUGGGUCUCUCUUUUGGUGGAAUCAGGUCCACGCCAACAACCCUAGGGUCUUCAAAACUCAGCCUCAGUGA